GUUCUUCCUGGUCAAGAACGGGGAAUUUAUUACGAAGAUUCUGGAUUUCCGAUUCUGAGUUGUUAGGGUUAUUUGGACUACCUAUUUAAGAAUGGGCAAUCAAUUAUCAAGACAACAGCAUGGAAAUUACGAAAUACGCCAUGAAGAUGAAGAAGACAUCAAUACUGUGACUUCUGUACGGAGCAGCAGCUUGGAGUCAGGAUACCAUGAUUCGUUGACAUCGACACUGACAUCUGUACAGUCCCGCUUAAGUCCCGCUUUCGGACAAAUGGAAAACCGUGAUGGAGAGGCCGAUAUCAAGUACAUGGUUGAAGCAUUCCAACCAAUAUUGGAACGGACACUUAUAAUAGGCGAACUUUUGCCAUAUUUGUCGUUCUUGCAUGCGAGCGAUAGCCUGAACUGUUUAACACAGAAAGAGUCUGUACAGAAGUUGAUUAAACUCAUAGAACACAGCAAUGAAAAGGGGAAGUGGACAGCAUUUCUGAACGCUCUCCAUUGUGCAGAUUACCAGCCAAUGGUGAACAUUUUACAAAGCUUUACUGAAAAAGAUCUUUUGGAAGAUAGAGCUAUAUUAAGGAUUCUUAAACCAGCUUUCAUUAAAGAGAUACACCCAGUUGAGUGUGUCGAUUGCUUAGUAGAAAGGAAUGUUUUAAAUGAGUCCGACAUGGAAGCUGUUCAGGCGGAGAAGGACCGUCGAGGCGAUAUAGCAGCGACUUGCGUUUUACUAGAUCGUCUUCCGAAUAGAAACUCCGAUUGGUUAUUACAUUUUAUCAACUGCCUAAGCCACCUCGGUAGAGAUGAUCUUGCAGCCAUUCUUGUUGUUCCUGAAGUGACAGUAAUACAAUCAGAAAAGAAUCAACACAAAGCGGACACUACCAUCAGAAAGGAAGUGUUUUAUAAAGAAGAACCGUAUUCAACAAACAGAGUUAGUCAGCAGCCUUCCGUGGAGAUAGAAAACACUGAGAGGAAAGAAAUAACAAUCCGAGCAGGUGAUGAAACCCACGCAAGUCCUGUUUUCCAAGGCAGCAGAAAUGCCACGUUAAGGAAACGGCUACAAGAGGAGCGGAAUGAUUCUGUAUAUGAUUCCAUUGACAAUUAUCAUAGAAGUCCUUCUGCCUCACGCAAAACAGAAGAGCAGGAUUUAGACUACUGGUAUUGGAACAAACACAGGAACACAAACGUGCUGGAAAGGGAGACGAUCAAAAUCAACAGUCACAACUACACUGCCACUUCAAAUGAUAUACCAGAUGUUUUACCUUCCGUUUCGAAAGUUACUACGGACAGGAACGACAACGAUCAAAGGCAAAGUUCAAAUGAGCACAUACAAUAUUCCGGAGGAAAGGCCACCUACAAAUACAACGGAAGACUUUACUAUGAACGUUCUGAGGUGAGAGAUGCCAAUGUUGUCCCAACAGAAAGAAAAUGUAAUGAAGCUUUAAUGGAACAGACAGAAGAUGAAGACGAUGGUGGGUAUUCAACAACGGAUAAAUUACUCGCUGGAACAACGAAUGAUGAUCAUUUGACAUUAAAAGAGUCAAUAAUUCGAGAACUUGAGCAAUAUAUCGAACAGAUAGUUAAGGAACGUGUUCGCGAAGAAUUAGAAAAACAGUCAUUUGGCGUACCAAGUGAAGUAUGCGUUGGUGGUCGUAUCUACUCAUUACAGGACAGUGCUGACAACUGGACACUACAAAAUACCGUUUACAACGCAUCAAGACACACUUAUGUGUCAUUUUCUGAUAUAUCUCAAAACGCGGAAGUGCUCUAUUAAUGAUUAAUAGAUACACAGCUCAAAACACUUAACGAUGGUAAUCUGACAGAAAACAGAGAGAUCAAACACGUACAAAAACAAAAAUGUUGAAAGGUUUCGAAUUAAGGUGUAUACGUUGGCGCCUUUCUAUAAUUGAUAUAGGGACAGUUUUGAUUCAUUGAGUAAAACGUCCAUUUGGACUGAUACAAACUAACACGGAACCUUAUAUAUGAGCCUUGCAUUCGCUUGUUUUUGAUAUAUGUUUGAAGACUGUAACCCCAACGUUUAUUGAUAAGCGUUACGAGUACUAGGUGUGUUAUGUAUAUUUUUGAAAACAGUAUUGUCUAGAGUGUCAAAAUGUUCAGUGUCUGCACGACUUUUGGCGAUUCUUGACCAUGAAGUGAGCGCGUACUAGGGGUUUGGCCUUGUUUGGUAUUCCAUUUAUAUAAAAUGUUACAAUGAUUACUCAGAGCUUCUAACGAAUAUUGGGCUCCGCCUACUAUCUAAUGCUAUUCUUAUUACUGCUGCAGGCUUUUGUACAUAGCAGAGUUUACUAGCAUGAGAUGUAUAUCGUUAUUAAAGUAUAAAACAUUGAAUAGUGUUUAUAUACACUGACCAUGCAUUUUCAUAACAGGUCUCAUGAAAUGAGCGCGUACUAGGGAUUUGGUCUCAUGAAAUGAGCGCGUACUAGGAGCUUGGUCUCAUGAAAUGAGCACGUACAAGGGGCUUGGUCUCAUGAAAUGAGCGCGUACUGGGGGUUUGGUCUCAUGGAAUGAGCGCGUACUAGGGGUUUGGUCUCAUAAAAUGAGCGCGUACUAGGGGUUUGGUCUCAUGAAAUGAGCGCGUACUAGGAGCUUGGUCUCAUGAAAUGAGCGCGUACUAGGAGCUUGGUCUCAUGAAAUGAGCACGUACUAGGGGCUUGGUCUCAUGAAAUGAGCGCGUACUGGGGGUUUGGUCUCAUGGAAUGAGCGCGUACUAGGGGUUUGGUCUCAUAAAAUGAGCGCGUACUGGGGGUUUGGUCCCAUGAAAUGAGCGCAUACUAGGUUUUGGUCUGCAGUGGUUGUCCCUGCAGUUCCCAAUGUAUGAGUUAUUUCAAUUUUGUUUUAUUUAAAGUUGGUUGUGUAUUGCUUAUUUACAAGAACAAGUGUACGCCUUUCCAUAGUGACUCAAUUUGAAACAUGAAUAAGAAUAAGGAUGAAUGAAAAUUGCAAUGCAUGUUAUUAACUGUAUAUCUUUUGCUGCAUCUGAUUUUAUAUAAUUGAGUAAAAUAUUAUUUAAAAUUAUGUAUUUUA
Molecule: messenger RNA, 3039 nt
Organism: Mya arenaria
Lineage: Eukaryota; Metazoa; Mollusca; Bivalvia; Myida; Myidae
Exons: 11
Coding region: 92-1768 (558 amino acids)
Source: RefSeq, a predicted model, not a curated record